AUGGAGGCUAAGGGGAACCCUGGGGAAAGUGAGACGAAGAGAGGAUUCCCCGAGACCGUGAGCGAUGUCACCAAGACCUGCCACACUGAGCAGAACAUGACCUCCGGGAGCUGGUCCACACGCUGUCCAGACCACCCCUUGUCCUCUGCCCCCCAGGUGCCCCAGAGGCCCAAGCGUGUCCGCUUCUACAAGAGCGGGGAUCCCCACUUCAGUGGCCUUCAAGUGGUCAUCAACAGCCGAGCCUUUAAGACCUUCGAUGCCCUGUUGGACAACUUGUCCAAAAAGGUUCCCCUGCCGUUCGGGGUGCGAAACAUCACCACCCCCCGGGGUACACGUGUCGUCCAGAGCCUCGAUGAGCUGGAGGAUGGGAAGUCCUACCUGUGCUCUGACAAAAGGAAGAUUCACCCCAUCAACCUGGAUGUGGUCAGUAGAAGACCGCUUUGUUGGCUGGCUGGUCGGGUGACCGGUGAUGUCGUGAGUCGACUCACCAAUCCUGAGGACGCACCACUGGUGCACACACCCAAGUGGUUGAUGGUCUUCAGAAACGGAGACGCCGGCAUCAAGCACAGGGUGGACCUUCAGGCCAUCCAGACAUGGGAGAGUGUACUAGAGAGCAUGUCAGAGGUGCUGCAUAUCCCAGUGCAGAAGAUCUACACCACGGAUGGGCGAAAAGUGAACACUUCAGACCAGCCAGGAAAUACAAACUCACUGUCCAGUGGUUUGAAGUCAAAGAAGGACAUUGCAAGCGCGACAAUGAGCGAUUCUUCCACCUCCAGCUUGUUUGACUACCCAAGCAAUCGCACCACCUCUGAAGAGGUCGUGAUGAACAAUACAUCAGCCUCAGACCCCAUUCUCUGCACUGCUGAUGGAAGAGCUUCCAAGAGUCUUCUGCCUCCAGAUGGCGACAUUGAGAAGUCAUUCUGCAUUAAUGAAGAUGGCAGCAUGACAGUGGAGAUGAAGGUGCGACUGAAAGUCAAGGAGAAAGAGAUAUUACAUUGGACAACCACGCUGAUGCGGUCCACUGUUGCCAAGAGACGCAGACCGGGCUGUGAUCCAAGGCCAGAGUCAAUGGCUGUUCCACCAGACCUUGAUGAUAUUCCGAAUAUUUGUAACAGAUAUAAGUCCAGUGAAGACCUUGCCCAAGCCAGAGAUCAACUGGACAAACCUUGCUUCUGGAGGCCAGGUACGCCCGGUCCCAGGCACACAAGGAACCUGGAAUCGGUGGAGAGCCUCAGUACCUCGUCGGACACAGCGGUUGUGGAGAAUGUGAUCGGUGCAUACUCUCCGAAAGAGGAGGGGCCCAACAUGGACAAAACCAAGGGUCACCGGGUGGUGCGGCCAAUUCCCAAACCUAGGAUGGUUAAGCUUGCAGAAGCUGAAUGUAACAAAGUGGGCUGUAUCUCCCAGGUUUCCGAGGUCCUCCAGAUGCAAGAAAAGCUGGAGGAAAUCCCAGGCACUACGAGUCACAGGCGUAAACAGCAGAGCUGCUACAGUAAUGAGGUCAACACUGAGGACCAGAAUGUAUGCGAGCUCUUGUACCAGCAUUCUGUCUCCGAGGACACUGCUCCACUGUCAUCCAGCUGCGAACGAGACGCUGAACCAAAUCAUGACAAGAUCAUGACCUUCAAAAGAAGUAGCUACAAAGAUGAGAAGGUUAACUGUAAGGGGAAGAGGGCUAGCUUUGAAGAGACAGUCGUAACAAAAGUCAGAUCAGGUGCUUCAGAUGUAAUAAGCAAUGAAUCUCACUUUCCUUUGAGUGAGGAUUUUGUGGGGAAAACACCUGAAAGGUACAGGAGAACACAACUCUCGGAGGACACAAGCAACCAAUGGAGUACUGCCAGGGAAGACGAGCGGGACACAGAAGUGGAGGGACCCUCUUCCUCUGGCUUUGUGGAAAUCCCAAAAGACUUGCUAGACUUCGUAAACUCAGCCCUUCACUCUUCCACGCUGUCUUUCAGUUAUGACUCCAAAGGGAGUUUAAAGAUAGAGGUUGAGGGAACCAAUAUCAAAUUAACACACAGAAUUCCCAGAAGCAGUACAGAUGUGCAGUAUGAUCAAAGGCGUCUACCAAGCCCAAACACAUCAGACCUCUCUGAUUACGCACCAGAGAUGACAGAGAGCGAUGAAAUUAAAUCACAGGAAUCGGUCGAAUUAAUCACCGAAAGUGAGGAGGAUCAUUCUGGAGGGCCGCCUGGUGAUCGGGACUGUGUACAAAGCAAAACCGGAAGAGGAGAGCACGACGAAGUUGAAGUCUCAGUGCUAAAGGCAUCAUUCUCAGCACCUCCCAUAAAAGAGAACCAAAACCAAGCAUUCAACCGCUCCAGUGGCAGAGCAAUGGCAGACGACAUCACAGCAGGACCUGUGGAUGCUUGUGAUAAACCCGAGCAAGGCAUGGUCCAUAGCACUUCAGAGGACAUGAGCGAGGGUGUCCUAAUUGACAAGGGUCGAUGGCUUCUCAAAGAGAACCACCUCAUUCGUAUGUCUCCUCCUGGACCCAUGGGCAUGUAUGGGAACACAGACACCACAUCAGCCAGUACGGGCCAGGACAAUGGCAGUGAUGACAUCCCAGCCUCCUAUUUUGUGGGCCCAGCUUCCAUCACUGCUGCCCUCUCCUCCUCAGAGCUGGAGGAGAUGGUCAAGCCGGGGGAGUCGACCGAACCUGCCUAUUUCGCCAUGCGACAUGGUAGUGACUCGGACCCCUUCCAGGACGAGCUCAGCAGCAGAAGCAGCACAGAAGAUACUGUAGCCACCUCUCGAGAGUCGAAGGUUGACAAUAAGGAGGAGGUCAGCAUUUACUCUAACACCAAGAACCCUGGGACCUGGGCUAAGAGGAUGAGCAGAUUGAAGUCAUUCACAUCGGUUGAGUUCAAGAUCCCAGAUGGUAAGGUGUACCCCUCGACAGCGCCAUCUGGGGUGGUUCCUGCAGAUGUCCAGGACGCUAAUAUUCAGAACCACAGGGCCAGGAUGGUGCAAGAGCAAGGUUCUGUAAACAGGCUGCACUUUCCCUGUGGACCUCACUGCCCCAUAUUAUAA
Molecule: messenger RNA, 3033 nt
Organism: Brienomyrus brachyistius
Lineage: Eukaryota; Metazoa; Chordata; Actinopteri; Osteoglossiformes; Mormyridae
Gene: rp1
Product: oxygen-regulated protein 1
Exons: 5
Coding region: 1-3033 (1010 amino acids)
Biological process (GO): retina development in camera-type eye; axoneme assembly; intracellular signal transduction
Cellular component (GO): axoneme
Source: RefSeq, a predicted model, not a curated record